Molecule: messenger RNA, 1441 nt
Organism: Phialemonium atrogriseum
Lineage: Eukaryota; Fungi; Ascomycota; Sordariomycetes; Cephalothecales; Cephalothecaceae
Exons: 2
Coding region: 494-1441 (315 amino acids)
Biological process (GO): mitochondrion organization
Cellular component (GO): cytoplasm; SAM complex
Source: RefSeq, a predicted model, not a curated record
AUGUGUUAUCUCCGAAGCCCCGGCGGCAGCCAAGUUCCGAGCCUUAUCAUUAUAUGAUCUCGCUGAGACAAGUCAGAUAGCCUGGCCUAGGUCCCCGGAAAAGGAGGGCCAGAGAUGGUUGAGCGCGAAUACGCAUCCGGUGACCAUCUCGGGCCGAGACACAGGACAAUGAUAAAAAUGAAUAAUGGGGGAAAAGCUUUGACCAAUUCAUUUAUCAUUUUAGCCUCACCAUCCGUAUUCUGCAGGACCUGCCGCCGGCGGCCCCACUAUCCCGGGGCAAUUCCCUGCGAAAUUUUGGACGGAGGGACCCCUGGCACUGACAGCCAAGCUUGGUGUACCUUCCAAGAGCGGAACGAGAGACGCGACGCUUUAAGGAACCUCUGGCUCUCACAACCUAGAUGGCGUGAAACGAACGCAUUGAACGAUCGAUUAGACGAGAGAGAGAAAUCAGACAGUCCCACUUCCCUCACGAGACCCGACCCUACGACAAUCAAUGAUGGAGCCGAGACCCGGCUGGAUGCCGCCCAUCCCCGGCCCGCUGCAGCGGCUCUUCGACCUCUUCCCCUUGGUCACCUACCCCGCCAAUGAGCUCCCCUCCAGGUCCCCAGGCCCCAGCAAUCUUCCGACGCUGUAUGUGUUUGCGUCCGAGGAGGGCGCGCGGAAGGGCAGCCCGAGCUUCAAUCCCACGUGUCUGAAGUGGCAAACCUUCCUCAAGAUAGCCGGCGUCCAAUUCCGCAUCGUCCCCUCGACAAAUCACGCUUCACCAACAGGAGCUCUACCCUUCCUCCUCCCGCCAAACCCCUCCCCUCCGCCUUCAACCCAGCCGCCCUCCUCCUCCUCCUCCUCCUCCUCGGCCCCCAGGCCUCCCCAACUCCCCAUCCCCUCCACCUCCCUCCCCAAAUACGCCCUCACCCACGGCCUCACCCCCUCCCCCCCCUCCCCCCCCCACCCCCGCCAACAAGCCUACCAAUCCCUCCUCGACGGGCCCCUCCGCUCCGCCUGGCUGCACGCCCUGUACCUCACCCCAUCCAACACCCCCCUCCUCCGCACCCUGUACGCCCACCCCGCGACCACCUCCACCCCAAUCCAAUCCCUCCUGCUACACCACCUCCGCCGCGCCGCCGCCGCCGAGCUCCCUUCUCACCACCAGGACCGCCCAGACGACCUCUACUCCGAAGCCGCAUCCGCCCUCUCCGCCCUCGCCGCCCUCCUCGCCGACAGCGGGACGGGUUGGUUCUUCGGCCGCGCGGCGCCGGGCGAGUUCGACGCCGCCGUCUUCGCGUACACGCAGCUGCUGCUGGGCGGGGGGCUGGCGUGGGUGGAUCGGCGGCUGGCGGACUUGGCUAGGGAUGCCGGGGAGGGGGAGCUGGUUGGGCAUAGGGGGAGGAUAUGGGAUUUGUAUUGGGGGGAGGAUGGAGGGGAGGGGGAGAAUGAAGGUUGA